Molecule: messenger RNA, 1485 nt
Organism: Epithele typhae
Lineage: Eukaryota; Fungi; Basidiomycota; Agaricomycetes; Polyporales; Epitheliaceae
Exons: 2
Coding region: 1-1485 (494 amino acids)
Source: RefSeq, a predicted model, not a curated record
AUGUUUGACGAAAUUUCACUCAAGUCCAGGGACAAUGACAACACACUCCUGAUGGCGUUGAGUCGGUUAGAUGGCAUUAUAAGCAACCUCCGCGAACGGCAUGAACUUCCCCGAUGGGCGUGGCUCAUGAUGAUACGGAUUGAUGCCCCCCGCUAUGAAUCGGCAGUGGAUGCCAUCGUCGCCGUCUGGUUGAACACGAUCUUUCCCCCCGAUUCUUGCUUCUUGGUCACACCUCAGCUCAAGGUCCGUAGAGAGGUCAUUGUCCAAACCGAAACCUUGGAGAACGUGUCGGAAUUCGUUCGUCUCGUUCAAGAUCACAAUGAACGUGUCGCCAACGGAGUGAAGGGUCCUGAUCUCGAAGCUAAAAUACAAUCGUCCGUGAUCCAAAGGUUCAACAACAGAGUGUUCAAUGCUCGCGACAUGGAUGCCGCUGCGCCGAAUGGCUCGUUUCUCUUCAGUAAUGAACCCACAGCCGAGUCGCCACCUAUGGAAGGAGCUGCACAAGUUCUAAACUUGUUACUCCAGGAGUCAGCGCCGCAGGGACCGAUGUCGUCACCUUCCGACGUACCUAUCAAGGUCCGACUACUAGGAAAGCCAAGGUCGGCGUCAGAUGCCAGGCAGCCAGAGCCAGAGUCGGUGUCGGGACAUGUGCUGCUUCCAUCGUUACCUCCCUGGUCAGGCGAAUCGGUGUCGGCAAUGGGCUACCAGCAGAUACCGACUCUGUCGUCGCCUCCUGAAGUACCUAUCAAAGUCCGACUACUAGGAAGGCCAAGGUCGGCGUCGGAUGCCGGGCAGCCAGAGCCAGAGUCGGUGUCGGGACACGUGCUGGUUCCGUCGUUGCCUCACUGGCCAGGCGAAUCAACAGGCUACUGGCACCAGGGAUCGACGCCGUCGAUGGUAUCGCCUCCCGGCAUAGAGUCAGCGUCGCCUUUCAUCGGCAGGGCUGAAUUGCUGCAGCCAUUGUCAAUAUCGGGUCACUGGCCGCAUCUGCUUUCUCCAGGAUCCGCAGGGCCCCCAGCGUUCGAGGCCGGGCAUGUUUCAUGGGAUCCCUUGGUAGGGCGAUUCGCCCCCGGUCGUGCCUUGGGCCGUGCGGAACUCUGGGUGCCAGAUUUUGUUGUGAUCAAGGUCGGCGAAGACGGCGAACCCAACCAUGUCCUGCUCAUCGUGGAAGACAAGAUAUACACUGAUCCGUAUCGUCAGCUCAGCGGAUACCUUGCACUCUUCCCUGUUGAAUGCGGGAUUUACGGCUUGGGCUGUCGCGUGAACCCUCGCCAAGGAGGAAUGGAGUUCAUGCUGUGCCGGCGGACAUACGACGACAAAGACGGGCUUGCGCAUGUGGAAAGGCCGGAACGAAGCACAAACCAGUGGUACCCUGUGACCAGUGCAUUCAUCCAUGGGAAGCUGCGCGAGAUAUCGCAAGCCCACCGCCGUCCCGCGACGUAUCAUCGGUACGACGAGAUCGUUCAACCGGACAGCAUCAGCUAG